GGAGGGUGGCCGGGUUCGCAUCAAACCGAUUCAUGUAAAUCCAUGCUUUUAUCAGUCCCCUGAAAACGGCCAACUUCUACCACUGGAGGCACAUCAAUGGCACCCGCUGAAAUUCGGAGACACCUUUUCCCUGUUGGUGGACAAAUACAUUUUCAAGGUCCUUUCUGCUCAUACUGUAGAGAGCACAAUAAGAAAAAAUCAGGAGACUAAUGCAGAAGAAACACCAAGCAUUCACCCCAUUAAAAUGUCUUGUAGUCCAUCUUUAAUAGAACCAUCAUGUUCCAGUUCUAAGAUGCAGGAAAACACAAAAAUAAGAAGAAACAAGAUUACUUCCAGACAUUUGGUGUUGCCUCCUGAUGAUCAUGAACAGUUAAAAUCUCUUCAAAGAAAGAGAGUGCUUCCAUCUUGGAUGCUGGAGGAAGACGUCAUGGUUCAGAGGCUUUCUGACCCCAUAAUAAAAGAAGGUGGUGGAAUGAAAAGAGACCAAGGAGAGGGAGGAAGUAAUACAGAAUCCUUAAAAACAGAAAUAAAUGUGGAGAAGAGAAAAAGAUUGACUUCUGAAGAAAUUACAGAGACUUGUAAAGAUGAAGAGCAAUAUCAAGGGAAAAAGGGCUGCCUUUCCAGCACUGUCCUUUCCUCUCAGAAUACAUCUGAAUUUCCUCUUGAGAGAACCAUGAGAAACUUGGAAAGAAAUGGCAAGACUGACACAAGAAACCAUGGAAGUUCUGUGGAAAAAGAUGAUAGGCRGAUGGUUUAUAAAAGAUCUAAAGCCACAGGUGAGAUCUCCAGUAAAAGAAGUAGAAUUGAGAAAAUGGAAAAGAAAGAACAGAUUACAGGUUCUGCAAGCCAGCAUGCUCCCUGGGGCAGAACUUCUCCGUGCUAUGGUGCUGAGGAAGGGACUCAUGAGUCUGAUGCAAAUUGGGAUUACAAGCCUGAAAUUUCUAGUUCACCCAGAAGUAUUGAUGCUUCAGAGCGCUCCAAACACAUCAAGCAUAAGAGGACCCCUUGCAUGUAUGGAACAGACUGUUACAGGAAGAAUCCUGUUCACUUUGAGCAGUUUAGUCACCCUAAUGAUGAUGACUAUCAUGAGAUAGACGUCAUAACUCAGCGUAACAGCGAUGACCGACCCGAAUGUCCUUAUGGAACUACUUGUUAUAGGAAGAAUCCACAACACAAGCUAGAAUACAAGCACAGCGCACCUCCAGGAAGAAGAGCUUUGGAGGAAGACGGUGACAAUGAUGGUGAACCAAACRAAUAUGACCUUAAUGACAGCUUUAUAGAUGAUGAAGAGUGUGCAUCUACUGAUGAAGAUUCCGACUGGGAACCAAAUUCAGAAGAAAAGGAUAACGAAGAUGUGGAAACACUUCUGAAGGAAGCACGCAGAUUUGUUAAUGCCAAAAGGUAACUGUGCUUCACAUCAAAAACUCCCUCUCCGGUUGAGCUGGAACAUGAAUGUGUGAGAAGGGGAACUGCUUUAAGACCUGUGAGGGUGUUUUUUCCCCCUCUCACUGAUAAAUAGGCACUACAGGGAGAUUUCAGUGGGGAUGAGGGCACCAAGCAAUACAUUUCUUUUUUUUUUAUUAUUUUAUUUUGAUCUUUGUUUUCUUAGGGGCUGGUGUCUAGYGAUUUGAGUAGUAAUAUUUUUUAAGAGAAAUUUCUCAUCUGUUUCUCUCGCAACGUUGUUAGCUAUCAGAGCUUAAAAGACUUUAAAAGUUGUUAAGCUGCUUUGUUCUGUGAUUGAAAUAAAUACUGACAUUAGAAAGGCCUGAGUUUUGCUAAUGCGUAAUGUGGCGAUCCAGACCUGGUGUUUGCCCCAGGGGAGAGCCAGGUCCCUUGCUGUGCCGCAGCCUAGACCCCCYGCAGGCUCCCAGCUGCCCUGGAGCUGCGGCUCCUUGCGGCCGCUCAUGCAGGGCCACAAGUGCUGGGGUCGGAGUCCUGGCUGUCACCGGCUGUCACUGCCAACAACCUGCUAAAGCAGGACGAGUUCUUAGCGACUCCCUGCGAAACGAGGCGCCUGCGGAGCAGUGACUUCCGAGAGGACACCGGCCAGCAGGACAGCAAGACCCCUCAUCCACCCCGAUGAUGCGAGAUGGCUGGCGGGCUCCAAGC
Messenger RNA from Nothoprocta perdicaria, 2109 nucleotides. RefSeq names its product aprataxin and PNKP like factor (gene APLF). NCBI's taxonomy places the organism in Eukaryota, Metazoa, Chordata, Aves, Tinamiformes, Tinamidae. Gene Ontology annotation, molecular function: 3'-5' exonuclease activity; DNA-(apurinic or apyrimidinic site) endonuclease activity. Gene Ontology annotation, cellular component: nucleus; site of double-strand break. The coding region runs from base 245 to 1405 and encodes 386 amino acids. Gene Ontology annotation, biological process: double-strand break repair. The record is from RefSeq and is a predicted model, not a curated record. The transcript is spliced from 9 exons.